Messenger RNA from Oryza brachyantha (malo sina), 1791 nucleotides. Its product is annotated as serine carboxypeptidase-like 7. The transcript is spliced from 13 exons. NCBI's taxonomy places the organism in Eukaryota, Viridiplantae, Streptophyta, Magnoliopsida, Poales, Poaceae. The record is from RefSeq and is a predicted model, not a curated record. Gene Ontology annotation, biological process: proteolysis; secondary metabolic process. The coding region runs from base 210 to 1616 and encodes 468 amino acids. Gene Ontology annotation, molecular function: serine-type carboxypeptidase activity; acyltransferase activity, transferring groups other than amino-acyl groups.
CCCUACGACGUCGUCGGUGACACACGGCUUGGUCCGCCAGGGAAAACGCCACCUGACAAAAAUUGCGAGCUAGGCCAGCACGGCACGGCUGCACCUCGGUCGCAACCUUGCUUGUGUUCCUGGAGGAGGAGAGGAGAGGAGAAGGGAGGAGUGGCACUAGCCGCACUAGGGGGGGGCUUCUCCACCGGCGGCGAGGUGACGGACGGACGAUGGCUGCCCGGCAUGCCGUCGCCGCCGUCGUGCUCUUCUUCUUCUUCUUCUUUGGCCGUGCUGCCGCUGGCUCCCUGACGCGGACCAACGUCGCCAGCCUGCCGGGGUUCGACGGCGCGCUGCCUUCCCGCCUCGAGACCGGGUACGUGACCGUCGACGAGGAGAACGGCGCGGAGCUCUUCUACUACUUCAUCGAGUCGGAGGGGGACCCCGGCACCGACCCCGUCCUGCUAUGGCUCACCGGCGGCGACCGAUGCUCCGUGCUCAGCGCCCUCUUCUUCGAGAUCGGCCCGUUGAAGGUGGUCAUCGAGCCGUACAACGGCGAGCUCCCGCGGCUGCGCUACCAUCCCUACACUUGGACCAAGGUCGCCAGCAUCAUCUUCGUCGACUCGCCGGUCGGCGCCGGCUUCUCCUUCUCCCGGGACCCCAAGGGCUACGACGUCGGCGAGGUCUCCGCAUCGCUGCAGCUCGUCAAACUACUCAGGGAGUGGUUCAGUGAGCAUCCGGAGUUCCUCUCGAAUCCGUUCUACGUCGGAGGGGACUCCGGCGGCGGAAAGAUCGUCCCGUUUAUCGCGCAGAAGAUCUCGGAAGAUAUUGAAGCUGGGAUCAGACCGACGCCUAAUCUCAAGGGCUAUCUUGUAGGUAAUCCGGGAACAGGUGAAAAGGUUGACUUCGAUUCAAGAGUGCCGUAUUCCCACGGAGUCGGAAUCAUUUCGGAUCAGUUAUACGAGAUGAUAACGGAGAACUGCAAAGGCGAGGAUUAUGACAACCCCAGCAAUGUGAUUUGCCAGCAAGCUUUAUCCAGGUUUAACAGUCUAUUAGACGAAGUUUCGAAGGCGUACAUUUUGGGCAGGAAGUGUAUUUAUGUGUCCCCCAUACGGUACCACGAGACGUUAGACAGAGAGAUGUUGGAGAAGGAGCAUGGAGUACUGAAACAUCCACCUGCUCAGCCUUCAAUAAAAUGUGCAGAAUAUGCAAACUAUUUGUCAUAUUUUUGGGCAAACAGCAACGUCACACGAAACACUCUAGGAAUAAAAAAGGGCACCGUAAAUGAAUGGGUUAGGUGCCACGAAAAUGAUCUGCCAUAUGCCUUUGACAUCAAGAGCAGCAUAAAGUACCAUCGUAGUGUAACCCUAAAUGGUUACCGUGCUUUGGUAUACAGUGGUGACCACGAUGCGGUUGUACCAUUUCUGGGUACACAAGCUUGGGUGAGAUCACUGGGCUAUCCCAUUGUGGAUGACUGGAGAGCCUGGCAUAUUGAUGGCCAAUCUGCUGGGUUCACCAUAGCAUAUGGAAACAAUUUGACAUUCGCUACGGUAAAGGGUGCUGGACACACUGCACCGGAGUUUGAGCCGGAGAGAUGUUUUGCAAUGUUUUCGCGUUGGAUUUCCAACAUGCCACUUUAAUAAUGGAUGUACACUGGUCUCGACAUUCAACUUGCACAUAUGGUGGGUGGAAAUAGGAAUGUGGUGGGUGAGAAAAAUUCAUUUCUUUACGAAAUGUAUCAAAACAAGCAAAUAUGAAUUCUAAACAGUUUUUUUGAAAAUGAAAUUUCACCCAAUAUAUAAUUUUUGUGCUAAG